Molecule: messenger RNA, 7547 nt
Organism: Eufriesea mexicana
Lineage: Eukaryota; Metazoa; Arthropoda; Insecta; Hymenoptera; Apidae
Gene: sfl
Product: N-deacetylase and N-sulfotransferase sfl
Exons: 13
Coding region: 2130-4799 (889 amino acids)
Cellular component (GO): Golgi apparatus
Molecular function (GO): heparan sulfate N-sulfotransferase activity; deacetylase activity; hydrolase activity
Source: RefSeq, a predicted model, not a curated record
GGUCGCGCAGUCAGCAUGGCUGGAUUUUCUCGCAGUUUUUCGCCGGUUCUACCGUGCUAGAGGCGAGCGCAGUCGGUCGUGUUCUCGCGUCGAUGGUGCGUGCUGUCUGAGUGUCGUCGUCAGAGCCGUUCGAGACCAAUCGCGAUCGAGUGUCGGAGACGCGUGCCUUGGACCGAGAGGCGAGCCGAGAACGAGCGAACGAAAGAGACGCCAGAUAACCGAACCUAACCUCCAAAGACAAAGAUGUGUCGCGACGUAACUCUCGUUGUUUCGCGGUCACGUUGACGUGUUUCUCGUCUCUUUUCGUAUCGUUUCCUCUCGCGACGUGGAGCUCGUCGAGGCAAAUGUGCUGGCUUGCUGUGUUACUCGUCGUGCGCGCGAUAUCGUGAUUUUCGUCGUGAUCGCGCCUAAAGUGCGUCGCGUGACAGCCGUGUGUGCUCGUGCGUCUUGGCACGGAACGGAACAAGGACGGAAGCGUGGAAAGAACAAAAGGGAACGGAAAACUACUAUGCGUCUCGGUGUAAACGAAUCGCUGACGUUUUCCGAGUGAACGUGUGAAAGAAACAAGGCGAGAGCGAAAGGGAGAGAGAGAUAGCGUAACGUUACGCGGGGAAGGGGCAGAGGAGAGGUCACACGAAAAGGGACUCGGCCGUCAACGACAAAUCUUGACCCACGAACGAGGGAAAGAUUUCUCGGAAGGCAGUUUGAAGGUGACUCGGUGUUUUUGGUUCGGAGUUGCGUCUCCGGCCAUCGCAUUCUCGGAAUCAACACCUCUCGCCGCUGGGCCGUGAAAGAAGGGAGCCCAGGACGCUGGAGGAUCGAUAAAGGCGAUAGGGUAACGCUCGAAAAUCGUUCCGGCCGGGAAGCAUCGUAGCUUUCCAUCGUCCCUAAUUGACAGGUAGAGAGAGGAGAGGACGGGGGCCGAGGGAAGAUCAGAGAAGAAAGAGCGACUCUGGCGACACGCGGGUGGAGAAGGGAGGAGAGAUCGGGGAAAGGGCGAGGAGGCUGGCGAAGACGCGAAAUUUACGAGUGAGCAGGUUUGCUCGCGCGUCUAGAUAGCAGACCGGUAUCUCGAGUCGGUCGUGCGCCGUAACAAAUGGCCGAGUCGUAAAAUCAGCUAACCGUGGACCGAAAGCGGAAGUGGAGGCCGGAUUUCGCGGACGUUGGAACGGCGCCGGCCAGAAGAAAGAGCAGACUCGCGAGUCGGCUUAUCCGCCACUUCUCGGACUGUCGCGAUCCUCUUACGCGUCCCUAUUCCAUCGACCAAUCCGUUCUUCCACGGAUCGGAGAGGCGUUUCUCCUUUUCUGGCAACGAUAAUCGUGUCUCCUUCGCGCAACCGCGACAUGGUCUCGAACGAAGAAGCCCGACAGGUCUGGAUGCUCGCGUGAGAAGGGAGAGAAUGUCGAGGAUCCGAGGCACAGAUCGCUGAGAAGCCAGGCGGUGGACCCACAGGAACGUUGGCCAAAUGGGUUAAAAACGCUCGCGAUGGCCGGCGCGACCCUGUGCUGCUCGCAAAAUGGUGAUCGUGCUGCUGUCGUGGAAACGCAACAAGUGGCGAUCUGCUCCUUAUCCGUGACCUAUCAUCGAUGUUUUCCGACGGACGGGCCGGGCUCGAUCCAGGUCCCGUCACCUACGAUCUGAGCUUCGAGCAGACGUAGCCAACCAAUCCUGGUAGAAGAGGAGGGGAAGAAGAACCGGAACUCUAUUCGUUCGCGAAAAUUCCGCGACGAGAACGCGACACCUAUAAUCAGGAGAAGACGAAACGAGAAAAAGUCAAUUUUCGUUCGGAAAGAUCUGCUCGAUCGGAAUUGGAGACCCACCAUCGGAUCGAGCCUACUGUCCCAAUCUGUUGAUCUCGGAUAACGCUGAUCGAGGUUGAGGUAGCUUCGGGAGACAGGCUCUAUUCUCUAGACGCGAGACAUCGAAGAGAAAGAGCGUGGACGACUAUGAGCAGAGCCGAUGCCCGGCGGAAGAAGAGGGCAUCCUUGUUGCGGAAGUCAGGGCCGACUGUCGCAGCGGCUGCGACACGACGAUUCUCGCUGCUCACGGUCCGUUUCGCGUUUCCACCGGCUGAGAGGAACGAUCCGGGGCUAAUCUGAGAGACAACCGUACCUCGUCGGAUGAGACGAUGGUGAUGAAGAUUUCCGCGGUCGAGGCUGGCGUUCCUUUACUAAGCGCCGUCGGUCCGCGCUGCGUCGUCAAGCAGGCCACGGUGAAACGAUGCGUCGCGGCGCUGCUGCUCGUCUCAGUCGCCAGUAUAUUCUACUACACGCAUUAUAUCAUCAGCAGCCCGUUGUCUAGCUUGAUCCAUCGAGAUACUAGGCCAGAGCCAGCAAUCAGGUGUUUGACACUGAGAGGAGGGACGAGGUUGCCCUCGGCGCCGGAUCAUCGCAGCGAGGCUCGUUUGAGGACGGAUCCAAAGGUGUUGGUCUUCGUGGAAACGCUGUACUCUAUGCUGGGCAAGAACAUAGCGGAACUGCUCGUCUCCAAUCGAAUCAAGUACAAACUGGAAGUGGCUGGCAAGUCCCUGCCAGUAUUGACGAACCUGGACAAAGGCCGAUACGGGGUUCUGAUCUUCGAGAACCUGAACAAGUACCUGCAGAUGGACAAGUGGAAUCGCGAACUGCUGGACAAAUAUUGCAGAGAGUACUCGGUCGGCAUCGUGGGAUUCGCGCCGUCCGGCGAGGAAAGUCUGGUCGGCGCGCAGCUGAAAGGCUUUCCUCUGUUCGUGCACACUAAUCUCAGGCUGAAGGAUGCACAGCUGAACGCGGCGUCCCCUAUCCUCCGAUUAACCAGAUCCGGGGAAACAGCCUGGGGACCACUUCCUGGCGGUGACUGGACCAUUUUUCAGGCCAAUCACAGCACCUACGAGCCACUGGCUUGGGCGCAUCGGGACAGCCUCGACUAUCCGGCCAAUAAAAGUCCUCUGGCGACUGUCAUUCAGGAUCACGGCAGAUUCGACGGGAUUCAGAGGGUCUUUUUCGGCGGCGGAAUGCGAUUCUGGCUGCACAAUUUGCUGCUACUCGACUCCCUUUCCUAUCUGUCUCAUGGCCAGUUGAGCCUCAGCCUGAAUCGCAUGAUCCUGGUGGAUGUCGACGACAUAUUCGUUGGCGAGAAGGGAACCAGACUGAAGAAGGACGACGUGAUGGCGUUGCUGGCCACCCAGCAGAGGAUCCAAGCGUUGGUCCCGGGUUUCAAGUUCAACUUGGGGUUUUCUGGGAAGUACUUCCAUCACGGCACCGCCGAGGAGAAUCUGGGGGACGAUAUGCUUCUGGAGAACGUCGACAGAUUUACGUGGUUUUCCCACAUGUGGAAUCAUCAACGACCUCACCUGUACGAGAAUGUAACACAUCUGCAAUUGGACAUGGCGCUGAACAAACAGUUCGCGAAAGACCACGGAAUCCCAACAGGAAGCGGUUACAGCGUAAGUCCUCAUCACUCCGGCGUUUAUCCGGUUCACGAAGGACUCUACGAGGCGUGGAAAAGGGUGUGGAACAUCAAAGUCACCAGCACCGAAGAGUACCCCCAUUUGAGGCCGGCUCGGUUAAGACGAGGCUUCAUUCAUCGUAACAUAAUGGUCCUACCUCGGCAAACCUGUGGCCUUUUCACACACACGAUCUUCAUCGAUAGAUACCCAGGCGGAAGGGACAAGCUGGACAAAUCGAUACAGGGUGGCGAACUGUUCCAGACCAUCGUUCACAAUCCUAUCAAUAUUUUUAUGACGCACAUGUCGAACUACGGGAACGAUCGUCUGGCACUGUACACGUUCGAGUCGGUGAUUAAAUUCAUUCAAUGCUGGACGAACUUGAGAUUAUCCAGCUCGCCGCCUCUUCAGCUGGCCGAGAGAUAUUUUCAGCUCUACCCCGAGGAAUCUGACCCUGUGUGGGGCAAUCCCUGCGACGACCUGAGGCAUCAAAAGAUCUGGUCGAGGAACAAAACCUGCGAUCAGCUACCGAGGUUCCUGGUAAUUGGCCCCCAAAAAACUGGCACUACCGCUCUUUACACUUUCCUCUCCAUUCAUCCGGCGAUAAGCAGCAAUUUGCCGAGUCCUGACACGUUCGAGGAGAUUCAGUUCUUCAAUGGGAAGAAUUAUUACAAGGGCCUGGACUGGUACAUGAGCUUCUUCCCAGCCUCGAAGAACGAGAGCUCGCGGUAUCUGUUCGAGAAAUCCGCGACGUAUUUCGACGGAGAGCUGGUACCUCGGAGAGCACACGCGCUUCUACCGAGAGCAAAAUUAAUCACUAUACUGCUUUCGCCGGCCAGGCGUGCCUACUCGUGGUACCAGCAUACGAGGGUCCACGGCGAUCCUGUAGCAAAUAAUUAUUCCUUUCACUCGGUUAUCACCGCGAGCGAUACUGCACCGAAACCCCUACGCGAUCUCAGGAAUAGAUGUUUAAAUCCCGGGAAAUACGCGCAGCAUCUGGAGAGAUGGCUUUCCUAUUAUCCGCCUCAGCAAUUGCACAUCAUAGACGGGGAGCAGCUACGUCAGAAUCCCGUCGAGACGUUGCACGAACUACAAAGGUUCCUCAAGAUCACGCCCGCUUUCAAUUACUCGUCCCACUUGAGGUACGACCCGAAGAAGGGGUUCUUUUGUCAAGUUACCAACGAGGAUCGCACGAAAUGCCUCGGCAAGAGCAAAGGCCGUCAAUAUCCACCGAUGGAGGAUAAAUCGUACAAAUUAUUACAGAGGUAUUAUUUAUCUCACAAUACGGCCCUAGUGAAAUUAUUAAAGCGACUCGGGCUGAGGACGAUCCCACAAUGGCUGAAGGAAGAUCUCACCGACACGGUGAUGACCUAGCAGACGUCGAUUAUAUGAAACGACACCGUUUCCGAACUGUUCAUUUCUACGGUGAACGAGAUUCACCGGUUACUAGCUGAAGAUCUGUAAAAUAAUUGUACAUUCGAUGUAAUUCCACUGGACUCCAAAUCCUCGACGGAAGGACCAUUACAAUGGCCUAUCCCAGUGGUUUGGCCUAAGAUCGGUGGGGAGCCUGCGAAACUAGUCACUAAGCGGUUUCACGGUGAACACGACCGUGACUGUCGAUCGUUGUUAAGCCAAUAGUACUAUUAUUAACGUUAUAUUAUUAUUGUCAUCGUUGUUGCGUCGUAGAGAACAUGAUUAUUAGGAGUACAGCCCGCUCGCUAGUGCCAUCAUCCGUCUAUAAUGAUUGGACGCCUUUCGUUCUAAUCUUUACUACUGAAGGUGAAUAGAAAUCUAAAGAAAGAGGAUUCCUAAUACGUGCCCGAGAUCAAUUUUUCUUCGAUCUUAGUACAACGUGUUUCUCCUCGACGAAAUCGAGAAUAUUUUGAUAAAUCAGAAGACCACGAACAAACGCACAUUUUCAAUUUGCGUAACGAUAAUCAUAAACAAGUUGCCGACUCGGGGACAAUGACUCUUUUGAAACCUGAGUAGUAAAGAGAAGAAGGUAAAUGGAUGCUUUAACGAGUGAAAUUAGAAGUGACCAAAAAAAAAAGGAAUUAAAAAAAAUAGAAGAAAAAUCGGUAUUUUGGGAGAAGUCGAUACUUCAGUUCUUGCGAGAGGAGGUCUGUCCAAAAUGUGUUGCGAUGUUUGAAGAGAUUUAUUUCCUCGUGAAAGUGAUCAAUGGAUAGAUCGAGUGUGUUGAUGUUUAGAUCGACGAUCCGUCAGUCCUUCACUUCUGGUACUAAUUGCAGGAUCGUUUCUGCGAGUGAGAUUUUUUGGGUCUUUGAACAUUUUUCCUGCCCACUUACCCUCUCAGAGACACAAUGUACAUUAAUUCUCGUUGUGUAAGCGUAUUUAAGAAAAGAGGAGAAAAAAUGAAGAAAAAACUAUAAUGAUGAUUCUAUGUAUAUUUUGACAAUACUAUUCUUGGUACCGCCGAUGGAAAGGUCGAUGAAAGAUGUGUGAUCGCGUCCGUUUGUACAUUCAUGUAUCGUACUGUUUUGAUGUGAUCGUAGGUGUACCAUAACGACUUAAUGAGAUAAAAUUUAAAAAAAAAAUGGGAGAGAAGAGAAAGAGGGAAAAACUAUUUCUGGAAUGAUCGUUGAUGAUAAUUUUUGGUGAACGAUGAUCUUAAAUUCAGAAGUGAUAACUGCCUACUUGCAGUAACUGCUAUUGUCACGUUUGGGGCACACGAACUCUGGUUUAAUGAUAAUCCUAUGUUCCAAAAUAGACGAAUUAUUUGUUGUUGAAGAAAAUCGAGCGAUUUUUUGAAACUUUAAUACCUGAUGUAUUAUAGUGAAUCGUACGUCGUGGAAAUGAAAAUGUAUCGUUGUGAAUAAAACCACGUUAUUCGCAACAUAAUUUAAUCAUGGUAAUAGUUUGUUGAAAGCAUAUCAGUUACAGUUACCUUUGUUAAUCGUACAUAUGAUAUAUCGGUUACUUACACCCUUCACGAAUGGAUCAAAUUCGUCGAAUCUAAUCCUAUUGUCCCUGAUAUGCUAUAUUUCUAGCACUCUUUUUGAUAUCGAUAUUGCUAUUGGUUUAGAAAUUAUACAAGUGUCUCGUUUUAACGAAUCCUUGCUACUUAAGUAAAACAAGUAACAUAAUUAUAAAUAUUUAUUUAGAAGGUAAUUAUCUUUUCUCAAAGAAAAAGAGAAUUAAAGGAAAGUUAAUAUCAUGAAAAAACUACAUAUAUCUGGUCCAAAACGAAUUUAAAAAUUGUGUCGCUACUCUGUGCGAAAUAUGCAUCUAAAAAAGCCACGUACCAUCAGUGAUGAAAUAUUUUAUAUUUAGAUGCUACCUUAUCCAUACGUUACCCCUUGUAUACGUUACCCUUUGUAUAUUUUGUUUUCAUUUUUAUACUGCCGUUAAACUGUGUCACGUGACGUUUAACGAAUCAUGUACAAAGUUUAUUGUUAAUAUAAUGAUAAUUAACGAUAAUGAUAUUAACACUAAGCGAUUGAUCUGUUUUGUCAAAUCGUGCCAUUUUACCAGUGUUGUAUAUACAGUUGUAUUAUUGUACCAAUCGCGGCGUCAGAUCUCUAGAGUCAAUAUUAAUCAGUUUUGUUCGGUAUGGCAGUAGCAAAGAUUGUCCGAUUUGCUACCAGCUGACAAUAAUAUGUGACGAACCGGAAUCGCAAAAGUCAUAGAAAGAUUCGAUAUACGAGCCCGAAGAAUUUAAAAGCUCCUUCAGCAAUUAGCACUACUUCAUCGUUGGUUUAGCCAUAGUACAUGUAAAUGAUUCUUUUAAUAAGAUUCUCGGAAGGAGAACAAAUUUUAAUUUAUGUAACUUCCAUGUGCUUUUUCUCUCAAAUAUUAUUAUUAAAAUUGUAACUGUUGAGCGAGUAGCAUUCCGUUACAUUUAAUAAUCAAUAAUUAACUUCAUAUUUAAGUACUUGAGGCAGACUUAUAUCUUAACCCGUUCAGAAGUUAACCAGCGAUAAAAUAUUGCUAAUUUUAAAUUGUCCGCGUAUUUGCAUUUCAGAUUAUACCAACUAAAGCGUGGAAAAUAAGGUUUUGUAGAUGUUCUAACAAACUGUUGUGUAAACGAUUAAAAAGAAAAAAGCAAAGCUGUCAUUGUACGAAUAAAGAAAGACGCGUGUAGAAUAUGUGUACGACUUUAAU